AUGAUGGCCAACGACUACAGCCGUUUUAAUGCAGAACCCAUCAUGCUCUGCCAUUCUUCGUCGCUGGCGGCUGGAGAUACCAAGCUGAUGAUGGAUACUUGUGAGUCGCAGCACUAUAGCAGCGACGACGAUGAACCAGUCGUAGUAAAACAGACGCUCGACCCCGAACAGAAAAAGUACGAAUUCCCCCCACGCUCACUGCUCCGGGAACUCUCGUAUCUCGACGACGAAGAAUUUGAUUCCUUCUUUGACGAAUCCUCCUUCUCCACAUCCGAAUCCGACUAUUACCACUAUCAUCACCACCACCCUGCCCGUGGCAGUCUGCCCUCUUCCAGCAGCAGCUACAUGAUUGACGACUACGAAGACUACGACGACGAUGACAAUGUGCAUCAGCAGCAGCAACAACAACAACAAGACCUCUUGGUCGACGACAGUCGUCUGUCGCCCCUCCAGCUACCUGCACGAGCCAGCUGCUCUCCUCGACUACGACGACAACGGCAAAGGACCCGCGAAUUAUCGUGUGACUCUACCGCCACGGUCACUCUGAACCCUCACCAAUCCACCGAUCCAGUCGUAGGCCCGUCAUCCUUCUUAAAGCAGCAGGCGUCAUGCAACAAGAAUGGAAGAGACGAUCUUGGAUUCCCCAAAAAUCGGGUUACGCAAACAAGAGGGAUAUCGCCAUACCAAGGCUUGGACCGUCAACAAGUUCUGUCACGGCUUGAUUCUGAAGACGAACUUGACUUGCCAGUAUUCCGUAAUGAAUCCGAACCUGUAAUGGACGAUCUUAGCGACACCGACAGCGAUGACAUUCAGUGCAACAACAAUUCAAAGAUUGUCUUGAUCAAACUCAACAAUAACUACAGCAGCUACACCAAAAACAAAAUUAGACAGCAACCGCUUAUUUCCAGCAACAACAAGACCAACGAUCGUCAUUGCUAUAGCAGCGCCAGCAGCUACCAUAUCAGCGACGAAGGGUACGAAGAAGACUACGACGACGAGCCUCCCAUCGAAAGCGUCUCGGUAUUCCUGCCCCUAUCCGACCCAGAACAGGAGCAUAUGGUGGAUCGGGAUACGCUCCGGAACGCCGCGGCGACGCGCAUUCAAGCAGCUUGGCGUGGCUAUCGAACACGAAAAAACCUUCAACAACCAUCGCAGGGCGGAUUAAACCCGGCGCAACGCAUCGUCAUUGACCUUGCCCGUCUCUGCAGCAAUAUGCAUCACCGUCAAAUGGGACGCAUGAACCGGCGUAUGGGCGAGUUAGAACAACGUAUCCGAGAAGAACAAGCGAUGCGGAUGGCGUUUGAAAAGGCCAUGGAAGACAUGACCAUCUUGAUUGACCAACAGCAAAAGGUGCUUUCCGAUCGCAUUGAUGGCGAGAUUGCUAUGCGCGACAGCUAUGAGCGCAAGAUGGCUCAGGCAGAAUCUAGAUUGAAAAAGGAAGCCAAGGCUCGGAUCGAUCUCGAGCGUUCCAUGUCCCAGGUGCUGGAACAAGUGCAGGACAUGCAGCUGACGCAGCAGCAGCAGCUCAAGGAGGAUGCAGACGCGAAAAAGACGAUGCGCCGCAAACUCGAUGAAGCUCUUUAUGAAAUUUCAAUCCUCAAACGUCAAAAACAACCACAAGCAUUAUCAUCCACCCAACAACAACAACAGCAGCAUAACAUCAAAAAGAACAAGGUAGCAGCAGCAGCAGCAGCAGCCUCGACGGCAGCAGUUGCAACAGCAAUCAACAACAAUAAUAAUAAUAAUAAUAAUAAAUCAUCAUCAGCAUCAUCCACAACAGCAUCUUCAUCAACUACAUCUUCAUCAUCUUCAUUCAAACCCACAAAAGCAUCCUCUGCAUCAUCUGCUUCUCGUAAUACUACUACUACUACUACUACUUCUACUGUCACUAAAAAACCUACCACCACCACCACCACCGCUCGCCGUACGAUUGUCCCUUCCUCGCAUCGCCCUUCAUCCCAAGUCACCCCGGUUUCUCGACCCGUUAGCCGCAUGGAUUCCAUCAACAACAAACGCCCUACUGCAGUUCCCCGUACUGCCACUACCUCCUCCCGACAACAACAAUCAAGACAUCAACCAUCAUCCACCGCAACGACACGACGAUCGACUGCCCAACAACAACAACAACAACAACGAAGGUGA
Messenger RNA from Zychaea mexicana, 2142 nucleotides. RefSeq lists its product as uncharacterized. Gene Ontology annotation, molecular function: protein binding. The record is from RefSeq and is a predicted model, not a curated record. Bases 1 to 2142 code for a protein of 713 amino acids. The transcript has 3 exons. Lineage: Eukaryota; Fungi; Mucoromycota; Mucoromycetes; Mucorales; Lichtheimiaceae.